CCGGAGAGGGAGGGAGGGAGAGACGGGCCGGCCCUCGGUCAUGAAUAUUCAGUUUUUCGCUGGUUUAUGCACAAGACAAACAAGAUGGCGAGUCCCAGCGAUUGAAAGCUGAUACUUGUCGUGAGGCCUCCCGGGGUGGGGUGGCACCUCCUGUCCUCUAAUGGAGAGCUGCACGGAGCCCUGACCUUGGAUCUCCAGCUGCAAAGCUAAAGGCCUGUUCUGGAAAUAAGGAUGGCUGCUACCCGAGAGCCGCAGAUCACGCGACCGAGUCUGUCCGAGUAAAGCAGAUUAGUGGCCGGGGCAGAAAACGAAAAUCCUGGGGAAUUUGAGGUCAAAAAGGAAUAUGAGCUUUUAGGAAAUUCUCCUUUCAGAAAUAAGGAGGCGGCUGAUGGUCUCAAGGAGUCUCCAAUAAAGGCGUGUUUCCACUCUCUCCAGUGCAGAGACGGUACCAACAGCACGGCCACAGUGAUCCACGUUUGAUGUCAGUGUUACGUCACCAUCCGGACAGGGAGCCCAAGGGAAAAGGAACCCUCCCCUCCCCCAGAGCCGUAGCUGGCUGUUUGCCUGACAACCUGCGCACUUCAUUCCUAACGCUCUUUCCUGUUUGUGGGAUUAUUCACCAGGGACCACUACCAGACGUCCCUUGGAUCUGAGACCUCACUGCUUAACUAUAUGGCCUUAUCCCUUGACCCCAUGCCCUGCUGGCUUCCUGUGCCUCAGGUGUUCCCUCUCCAUCGAGUCCCAAGUCACCCUGAAUCCCAGGGCAUCCCUUUCGGGUUUUGUUUGUUUUUACAUUUUUAUUGUGUGUGAGCAUACCACAGCGCGCCUGUGGAAAGGAUCAUUUGUAGAAGUCAGCUCUCUUCCUCUCCAUGACAGCGAACUUGUCAGGCUUCCUAGCGCUAGGCUGUGCUUGCUGAGCCAUCUCCCCAGCUCUACACCAAUUCUUUUGGAGACGUUUGUUCUUCCAUGAUUUUUAUUCCGGUCUCUCCUUCUAUUUGCCGGUCCCACCCUCCCCCAGGCUCUCAAGUCUGAUUUCACUCCUCCAUCUGCCCAUCCUUCUCACAGCUGAGGUUCUGGACAGUGAUGAUGGCAAUGCUGCCCAACACAACCCCCGCUCCCAUGAUGUCAGAAGGUGUCACGGUCUCAUAGAGCACAUAGUACUGCAACAUCAGGGCCACCACCACCUCCGAGUGCAGGACAGCACAUACCAGGGCAGGGUGGGCCUUGGUGACCGCAUAGCUCACACACACAAAGGAAACCAACGCAAGGAGCCCCACUGCCACCACGCAGCUCCAGCUCAGAGGGUCUCGGGGUAGCACAGGUGUCUGUAGCACAAAGAGGCCUGGUACAGAGACCAUCAACCCCACCAGGCCGAAUAGGAAGGCCACUGUUGGGAGGCAGGACGGGAAGUGUAGAGAGCGGUAAAUCUGCAGCCCCAGUGACAGUGCCAGACCCCCCAGGAAAGCCAGUACAUAGCCCAGGGCUGUGUAGAGGCCCGUAGUCCCCUCUUGCAAUGUGCCUAGUCCAGGUCCCACAAUGAUGAUUAGUCCAAGGGUGCUGCCGAACAGGCCACACCAGGCGUAGCCGUUGAGACCUUGGCUCUCCAGGCAGAGUGCUAGGAGGGCAGAGCACACGGUGGAAGAGCCUUUGCGAACAGUGACUGCGUUGCCAGCAGGCACCACCUGCACCGCGCUGUAAGCACAUCCAAUGCUGAGGACGUUGAGCAUGGCGUGAAGGAAGGCCCGAACCCGGACAGCAGGAGGUCCUAGCAGCGGAUCACCACGAAACUUAAGUAACAAGGCAAUGGGGAGGUGGAAGAGGCAUCGAAAGAUGAGCAGCUCCAACGAGGGCAAGUGGGAGGUCUGGUAAGCCAUACGGGAGAACGGGCCCACGAAGCCAGCAGACAGGCCUCCACCUAGCAGGGCCACAAACAGGCCCUUGGUAGCAUCAGAGGGCCCGCAGCGAUGGUGAGAGUUCGAGAGGAAGCUGACUGGAGUGGAGGGCGGUGAUGGCUGGGUGAAGUCAGGUAAGUUGAAAUAGGGAUGGCUGGCAUCCUGUUAGGAAGAAAGGAGCUUGGACAUGAGGGUAACCACAGCCUGGGCAACUUGGGGUAAGGUGAGUGCCAGGUUGAGAUCGUGGACCCUUCAGGAUAGUAGAGGAGCUCAUGGGAGCUAGAAAGGGCCUAAAGAUGGAUGAGGUGGUACAAUGUGGGCCAUGAGCAUCUAAAGCAGGAAGCAGGGAGGGGGGGCGUCUUGCAGCAUCAUGUCUCUCUGGGAGCAUCAAGUUCCUGGGAGGAAAACAGAGGACCCAGGGAUACUCUGUUCGUUUGAGGAAAGGGAGUUAGCUGCAAAUGUUAUGUAUCCAUAUGAUGUCACAGGCUCCCAGGACUUCUGGGUAUAUCAUUAUGAAUUUCACUUGUAGGCGUCUCCAGGACCACUGGGAAGUUUAGAGGAGGAUGCUGACCGUUGCCCCUUUUGUCCCGAUACUCACCGUCUCUUUUUGGACUUCCUCCUCUCUUCCUGGGGUCCCCUUCAGAGCUCCAGCCAUUGUGACUUGCCUGGAGUGGGGAAGGAAAAGGCCAGGCUGAAGGAACUUGCUGAGCCACUGCUCUGCUCCAUGUUGGCUAUGUUCUCAGGCUGGCGCCAUGCCACCCCCUGCAGAGGUGACGGAUCCGUCCCAUGCCCCUGCUGUCCUGCAUCAGCUCAAUGAGCAGCGGCUCCGUGGCCUCUUCUGUGAUGUCACCCUCAUAGCUGGAGACACCAAGUUCCCUGCUCACCGCAGCGUCCUGGCUGCCUCUAGUCCCUUCUUCCGAGAUGCCCUACUAGCUUCAGCUCCACUGCCCCUCCCACCGGUCACUGGUGGCUCAGCUCCCCAGCCCUGCAACCACCAAGCUGCCUCUUCCUCCUCUUCCUCCUCUCCCCCUCCAGCCUCUCCUUACUCUUCAACCCCUCCACGGGUCCUAGAGCUGCCCGGGGUCCCGGCAGCUGCCUUUUCCGAUGUCCUCAACUUCAUCUAUAGUGCCCGGCUUGCACUCCCUGGUGGGGGAGGGGAUGGGGCAGCUGUGGCCGAGAUUGGAGCUCUGGGGCGGCGGCUGGGUAUCUCCCGCCUACAGGGCCUGGGGGAAGGAGGCGAUACGUGGGUACCUCCUGCUCCAACUGCCCUGGCCUCCUCACAACCUGAAGAGCAUGGUUUAGGGCUAGGACCUAGAGCAGAUGGCCAGUGGGAGGGUGACAAAGCUGAGGCCCAGGCUCCUGACUCACAGCCCUCCUUGUCCCGGAGGCCCUUUCCCUGCCCCCGAUGUGGAAAAAGCUUCAUCCAUCCCAAGCGGCUGCAGACACACGAGGCCCAGUGUCGACGGGGGUCCAACCCUCGGGGGUCUGCAGGACUAGGAGCUGGGGCCCCUGGCCCUGGGGGGCCUGCAGGAGUGGAUACCUCAACCCUGCCACCACCAGUGGGCUUCAGAGAUGGGCCCUGAGCAUGUGUGAAGGGGUGGUGGGCCGGCCAUGUGCUCUAUGUGUGUGCGGCCUGCGAGCGUUCCUUUCCUUACGUGACCCUGUCCAGCCUGAAACGGCACAGCAAUGUCCAUUCGUGGCGGAGGAAGUACCCCUGCCGCUACUGUGAGAAGGUGUUUGCCCUGGCUGAGUACCGCACCAAGCACGAGGUGUGGCACACCGGGGAGCGCAGGUACCAGUGCAUCUUCUGCUGGGAAACCUUUGUCACCUAUUAUAACCUGAAGACCCACCAGCGAGCCUUCCAUGGCAUUAGCCCCGGCCUCCUAGCCAGUGAGAAGACACCCAAUGGAGGCUACAAGCCCAAGCUUAAUACCCUCAAGCUGUACCGCCUGCUCCCCAUGCGGGCAGCCAAGCGGCCAUACAAGACCUACAGUCAGGGAGCCCCUGAGGCCCCUCCUUCUCCAAGCCUCCACACACCGAUCCCUGCAGCAAUGCCAGCCAGCCCCCCACUCCUGCCCCCACCUGCCCCAGAGCCUGGCCCUCCCCCCUCUGUCAUCACCUUUGCUCAUCCAGCUCCCUCUGUCAUUGUCCAUGGGAGCAGGAGCAGUGGUGGAGCCGGGGGUGGGCCAGCCAGCACAGGAGGGUCCCAAGCUGCCUCAGUCAUCACUUAUACGACUCCCCCAAGACCCCCCAAGAAACGAGAGUACCCACCUCCUCCCCCUGAGCCUGCAGCCACACCCACCAGCCCAGCCUCUAGCGCCACCAGCCCAGCCACAGCUGCAGGGCCAGCCUCAGCCACAGAGGAGGCCAAGGGCCGGAAUCUGCGGGCUGGGAGGACUCUGACUUACACAGCCAAACCCGUGGGUGGGGUUAGUGGGAGUGGGGGUUCCCCCACAGGGACAGGCCGAGGCUCCUCUCAGCUUCAGGCUCCACCUCCACUGUGUCAGAUCACUGUGCGAAUUGGGGAGGAAGCCAUUGUCAAGCGUCGCAUCUCAGAAACUGACCUGCGUCCUGGAGAGCUGAGUGGAGAAGAUGUAGAGGAGAGUGAGGAAGAGGACGAGGACGAGGAGGAAGAGGAGGACCAGGAGGAAUCCAAGGCUGGAGGGGAAGAUCAGCUCUGGAGGCCCUACUAUUCAUACAAGCCUAAGCGCAAGGCUGGCACUACUGUAGGUGGCCUCAGUGGGGUCAGUGGACUGCCCCGAGGAGGACGAAGACCACCACGCUGGAGGCAGAAGCUGGAACGAAGGGCCUGAGAGAACCCCAUCAGUGAGGGCCCAGGAGGACGAGGACGUGGUGAGCGUAGGCACCGUUGCGGGGACUGUGCCCAGACCUUUGCCACCCUGAGGAAGCUGAGGAAGCACCAGGAAGCCCACAGUGGGGGCUCCCAUGGCUCCAGGACUGGGAGAAGGUCUUCCACCCGAUUCACCUGCCCCCACUGUGCCAAGGUGUGCAAGACGGCAGCUGCCCUGAACCGACAUGGGCAGAGGCAUGCUGUGGAGCGGCCUGGGGGCACUCCCACACCUGUCAUUGCCUACUCCAAAGGCAGCAUUGGCACUAGGCCCACUGAGAUCAAGGAGGAGGCUCCCCAAGAGAUGCAAGUGUCUUCCUCAAGUGGGGAGGCUGGCAGUGGCAAUGCUGCUGCUGCUGCUGCAGCCCCUGAAACUGCCUCUCUCCAGGACCCUGUCAUCUCUGGGGGUGAGGAGCCCCCAGUAGCAGGUGUGGGCAACUAUGUGUACCCACCUGUGCAGGAAUUUCCCCUGGCCCUGAUAGGAGGCAGCCGGGAGUCCUGUGGUGGCAGAGGAAAACCUGGGAAUGCGGGGCCAGUGGGAGCUUCUGAGGGAGACCAGGUGGAAGGGCUGGGGACUGCCAAAGUCACCUUCUACCCUGAGCCGUACCCACUUGUCUAUGGCCCCCAGCUCCUUGCUGCCUACCCUUACAACUUCAGCAACUUGGCUGCUCUCCCAGUUGCUCUCAACAUGGUCCUACCUGAUGAGAAGGGGGGUGGGGCCCUUCCCUUCCUGCCAGGGGUCUUUGGCUACGCAGUGAAUCCUCAAGCAGCACCCCUUACUCCACCAACCCCACCUCCCCCAACUCUUCCUCUGCCAGUUCCCCCUAAGGGAAUAGGGGAACCGGCAGGGGUUGAGAGAACCCAAAAGGGAGAUGUGGGGUGAGCACUAAGGCCAGAUCCCCUUUCACCAGAUGCCACCCUCCCUGAGCUCCCCACCACUAUCAGCUCCCUGGCUUCCCUGCCUCUUGGGAGCCCCAUAACACUCUAGUGCAGGGAUUUGGGGGCCCCUGGAGCUCAGGAGUCAGGCUGCUUUGUGUGAUUGUAGUCUCCCCACCCCCUGAAAAGGGAUUUUUGGUGGUUCCCCUCUCAGUCUUUUCCAGGGAAUGGCCCCUGUGAGGGGAAGAGCCAGCUCCCAUCCCUUCUCCAGCCCUUGGGGCAACUGAGCAAUAUACUUAUCUGAAUCUCUACUUACAGCCCCCACCAGCUCUGAAUGUCUAACCUGCUCCCCUGAUUUGUAAACCUGGGGAAGCUCACCUAAUGAUGCCUGCUGUUCCGAAGCUCUCUAAGCCCUUCCCCCAUGCUUCCUAGCACAUUCCAUUCUUUGUGGCCCAGGGCCUGGACCAGACCAUUGUGAUAUCCACCCACCAGCCUGGAAGCAUGGCUUUGGAUUCCGUUCUUCCCAAGGGGUGGGUUUUCUCUGUCCUUGUUUUUUUCAUAUUACGAUGCCAUGCUUCCUUGGCUUCCAUGCCUUUGGAUCUUCCAUAUUCCUUCCUGUGCUCCUAGACUUGGAGAUGGCCUAACCCAAUCCAGGUCAAAAGGAGGGUGGGAGGGUGUUUUCUACGACCGAGCACUUUCUCAGUACAGGGCAGGGAAAUCUUGGGCCCUAACCUUUACCCCCCAAAAUCCAGUGACUCCAGAUUCUUUAAGACGAAAAAGGUGAAUAGAUCAUAUCUCUUCUGGCCUUUAUACAUGGCUUCUUUGGGGCUAAAUCGAGUUUGAGCACCAUGUCUGAAGCACUCCAUGUAGGAUGAAGAGACUACUUUCUCCCUGCCAGCCCUCACUAUGGUUUCUUCUAGAUUAGACCAAAUAGCCAGAAAAUCGGUGGGGGGUUAAUGUGUGAGUAAACCCUCCACCCUUGCCUCUACCUUAUCUCGUCUAGUGUCACUGUCCUUGCCAGUCACUCCAGAUGGUUUCGAGGGCGCCAUCCUUCUCUUCUGGUGGGCUUGGGGUAUCCCCACCAACUAUGCCUCCAAAAAUAGCACCUUAUACCCCAUCUCUGACUCAGUUCCCCACACCCAAAGAUCCCAGCCUAGGGAUGGGGUGCAGGGAUUUUAAAUAGUCCCUGAUCCCUAAUUUGCACUAGUUAACCCUGGUUAGGGGUCCCUAUGUUUCCUUACAGUGGGGAAGAUAAAUGUUUGUUCCUAAUUCUUGUGGAAAAAUGGGGCCUCCCUAAUGUGUGAUUACCCACCUCACCUUCCCCACAAAAAAAAGCUCACAGGGGAGAGCCAGUUGAGGGAGCAACUUUGAUGUGGGAAUUAGAGGAGCAUGACUUUUAAAAAGAGAAAGACUGUUUUAAUCAAAAUGACAGCCUUUCUGUCAGCUACUGUUUUCAGGGGCCAAGAUGGCUGCCCUCUGACCUCCCGUGGAGAGGACAAGCUCAUGGCUUUGGAGGAAGAUGAGUUUGGAAAGGCCAGGAGCGUCUUCCUGCCCCUUCCCAACCUCCCAGUACACAGGAAGGGGGAGGGUGUUGGACAGGCUUCCUGAAUGUUAAUCCUGGAGGGGCCGCUCCAGUCCUCCUCUUUCUCUUUGCACUUUUCUUGGUCUUGGCCACAGCCUGAGUGAAGAAUUUCCUACUGAAUGUACCAAGUUCCAGUUUUUAAGGGGGAAAAAGUUUCAAACAGGGAAAUAUGGGGGAAAAAAAAGAAAAAAAAUCACUAAAAAUUCCCAUAAAUCUUGUUUCAGGCACUUUAGAAAAACUGCAAAAAAUACAUAAUAAAGAAUACCUAUAUAUAUAUAUCUACACACAAAUUAUAUAUAUAAAUAUAUCUAUAUAUACAGCGGAACCACAAGAGAGACUGAGGAAGGCCUGAAGGCAGGGGCAGCUAUGACAAGUCUCCUGUCCCCUUCAGCUGUACUCCUCUGAGGAAGUCGGGAGAGUAAAGGGGUGAAAAUGGACUGUGGAAUUUGAAUUUCAGAAUAGAUCAAAAUUCCAAAACCACGCACCUUUUGGAAGAAUCGAGAUUAUAAGUGUUUAUUUUGUUUUUUAAUAUGGGUCAGGAGAAUAGCUCCCAGAAUUUGGCAACAAAGUUAUGGCAAAGCAGAAACUUAAAAAUAUGUAUUUGAGCUGGAAAGUUUCAAUAUGUGAGUUUCAGGUAUUGGAAAUUUUGGGUUUUGUCAUUUGAAAAUGAUCAAGUCUUGUCAGCGUGUGCCCUCUUUCCCAUGUUCCCUGGGAGAGGGUGACAGAGUGAGAAGGCCCCUGGCUCUGUACCACAGCACGCAAGAUUUAGAAUUCUAGCUCUGUACGUAGUGAGGACCCAGAUUUAGAGAAACUGACCAAUAUUUAUCUCCAGAUUUGUGUGUGUUUCCAAUUCUCUAGGCCAAUAAACCAACAAGACAAUGAA
Arvicola amphibius (Eurasian water vole) is the source of this 8081-nucleotide messenger RNA. RefSeq names its product zinc finger and BTB domain containing 4 (gene Zbtb4). The record is from RefSeq and is a predicted model, not a curated record. NCBI's taxonomy places the organism in Eukaryota, Metazoa, Chordata, Mammalia, Rodentia, Cricetidae. Gene Ontology annotation, biological process: negative regulation of transcription by RNA polymerase II; regulation of immune system process; regulation of cytokine production. Gene Ontology annotation, molecular function: protein binding.